GGAAACAAGGUCCAACCAAUCAGUCAUUUCGUAAAAGUUAGGUAGGAUUAGUAGCUCCAUACAAGUAGCGAUCAUCAGUGUAGACAUCCUUCACUUUGAGACUUUUCAUCUUUAUCUCCUGUCCUAUAGCAAUUGCAACCUUGUGACACAAGCAGAACCGAGAGAGUGAAUUAGGCAGGAGGGUGCGUGGGGAUGAAGCAAAUGGAGGUGGGAACUGAAAGUGGUGAUGCGAAGUUGAAAGGGGCCGCCCCUCCGCCGCCUCCACCUCCUCUGCCGCUGCCGAAUUUCUGGGCCAAGACGAAGCCUGCGGCGUCUACGGUGAGUGUGACGAAUCAAGAGAUUGCGAGGUUUUGGAGGCAGAAGCGGAUAGAUGAGGAAGACCAUCUCCUCUCUGCUAUUAAGGCCGCAGCCCGUAUCCGGGCACGGAAACUCACGGAGGAAGACUACAAGCUCUUCGAAGAGGCUCUGAAGGAGGAUCAAGAAAGUAAGGAAGAUGGUGCCGCUGCUGCCACCACCACCGCCAACUCCAGCAAAACAGACGAGAUUAGCAAAGAGCUUCGUGUCGGAAUAAAGGACUGGUGGACAAAGAGCAAGUAUGCGUACUUGAACCAACCAGCCAUCGAGUCGAUGGAUCCACCCAAGCACCGAACCUCCGCUUACAUUCCAAAUUUUUGCAACUACAAGCCUGCUCCUCCGCCAACCGCCUCAUUUGGCGUCUUUUAGAUUAGUUUGGACUACUUAAAUUGAUUGAACUGUCGUUCGUAUGGCGUGCUGAGAACGGUUUGCUGAACAUGUAACAGUUUGCAGAAGUUCACUUUUUUCCUUGUUUGCCGCAUUUUCUUUGAUUUCUGGUGGGCAAGUCUUUGCCUAUAGGACUCCGUAAAUGGAGUAAUUAUUCAGUGCCCGAGAGCAACGUCACGUGGCAUUGUUCGAGGAGCACCAAUAGUUUUUUCCUGUGAAUGAUCGCUGAAAUGGAUUGAGAUUUGUUUGUACUAGCUUAUAGCCCUUUUCUUGACUGGGCUUGGUAAUUGUUAGCAUCAAUAGAAGGAAGUGAAUAAGAUCUCAAAUUUUGUUGAUUA
Molecule: messenger RNA, 1079 nt
Organism: Rhododendron vialii
Lineage: Eukaryota; Viridiplantae; Streptophyta; Magnoliopsida; Ericales; Ericaceae
Exons: 3
Coding region: 193-723 (176 amino acids)
Source: RefSeq, a predicted model, not a curated record